This is a messenger RNA of Uranotaenia lowii, 1487 nucleotides long. RefSeq lists its product as uncharacterized. Bases 158 to 1360 code for a protein of 400 amino acids. The transcript is spliced from 5 exons. Lineage: Eukaryota; Metazoa; Arthropoda; Insecta; Diptera; Culicidae. The record is from RefSeq and is a predicted model, not a curated record.
AGUCGACCACAUCACUUUCACGGGAGAACUAGAAACAAAGUUGUGACCGAAUCGUGUUGAGCAUAAGAAAUGUCGAGUUAGAUAAAUUUAGUACCUUAACUUAGAAUCCUAAAUUAAUACAUAGUCUAUAGUAGAGCAGUGUCAUAACACUUUAAAAAUGAAAUCUAUGAUAAGUAAAUGCCUUUACUAUUUGCUGGUAAUAGCAAUCAGUGAAUUUGAACUGACGCGUAGUGAUGUGAUCAGUGAUCAAACGACGGACAAAGUGACAAUCAUGAAUGGCGUCCCGGAUGAUGGGGGAGGACCGGAGAAUAGAAUUUUGACACGGAAACGACGGUUUCUGUCGUUUCCGGAAGGCAGUUCCUUUCAAGUGGUGUACGAUCAGACAAUUCCAAUUAUCGGCAGCACCCUGCUGUUCACGGUCGGAAUUACCUGUGCCAUGGCGUGGCAACUGCCGAGUAUUUCAUUCCUGGAAAUCAUCAAAAUGCUGCAAGAGGACGCACUGAAGGGUUCCCUGAUCCGUCGAACGGACGAGAACGUCAAUCAGACCGUUUUGAUUGACACCAGCACCAGCAAAUACGACACCGGCAACAAACAUUCGUACUAUUACACCGAUCCGAAAGUGCAAAAUCACUUGACCGGCUUAUCGAGCCAGUCGCAAAAUAUCCUCAAUUACUAUUACAAAUUGCUUCAACUACAACAACAACAACAGCAACAACAGAGAAACCCAUCAUGGCCAGGAAACUCCAAUCGAAUAAACUACUACACGACGAGUGGCAAUAAUUUCGCCGAGUAUGAUAAAUAUCGCCCCAAGUGGCCACAGAAGCAACCUUUGGACAGACCUAAUGGCCUCGGUGCUUGGCAGCAGAACUUCCUGACGCCCUACAAUUGGACCAGGAACGAUUGGACCAGUGUCGUCAACAGGGCCAUCCAAGCUUGGGUCCAGAGACAUCCACCGAAUUAUCAGUUUAGCCGGAAACGCUUUUAUCCGGUGUUUGGCAAACGGAGCAUCGACGAGAACACCCACCCGGAGGACAAACUCUUCCUAGAUCAUCACCGUGCGACCCGACACGAGUUGUAUGCGAAAAUUGAAAAGUUCCUCGAGGCGAAAGGAAAACAUGGCAAUCAUUGCGUUCGGAGAGCGUUGUGUGAAACUGGCCAACGGAAGAACGAUCCGGACGCUAAACCGGAAUCUUUCCUCAGGGAGAUACUGAAGGCCGUGUUCAGCUUACCAACAACCCACGAGACACCGGAUCAUCCGGUGCACCGGCAGUACGAUGAAGCCCAUGCUCACCCGGGAGAUUGUUCGGAAAAAUAUCCACACUGCCAGGACAGUUUUUGGGCCGAAGAUUUUAUAUUUUAGGGUGUGCGUGCGAACAUCCGAGGGGCCUCAUGAUUUGGAACCGGUUGAUUGACAAGGAAAUCAUCAAAUAUACGAUUCACAUGCACUGGAAAAUAGCCAUUCGAUGCCAAAAAACAAACAAAAUCUC